UGGCGGCGUGUUAGGUCGACUUACAGACUACAUUCUCUCCAUGGUUGGGAAAGAGGAACACAUUCUGGAGGUCGUCAGCGUUUAUGGCAACACUGGCGGAGGCCAUAAGGACGGCAUCCACCAGAAAUCCACGUCUUCUUCUUCUUCUUCUUCUUCUUUUUCUUCAGAGGACACUGCACGUUCGGUGCCUGCCGUUUCCGUGUGGCUGGCAGUCAGAAACAAAACGGGUGACUUCAUGAAUCCUGUGAAACUAAAAGGACUUCUUAGCCUCCACAAACGUCAGCUGGAAACGUCUGCUGGAAUGAACGUCACCGUAGAAGGAAUGGACAAUAUGUACUUAGGGCUAAAGGACAAGGACCUCCAUCACGACCAUCGAAUGAUCAAACUUGAAGCCACCAGAUACAGGGAGAAAAAACCCACGAAGGCUCUGGGAGACAAUCCAUUCGAAGAUGCAGACAGCGAGGCAGAGGAAUGGGAAUCAGACGACAAUGGGGAAUCAGGAAGGGAAAGAGAGGCGCUCGAGAACAAGGACUUCUACACCGCACGAUACAAAGCUGAUGCUAUAGGAGGCCCAAGCCCUAUGGCGUCGGUGUCUUCAAGUAUCAUUCAUCUGCAGGUCAUAGACACAAACAACACGUCCCUGGUGACACCUCGGCUGAAGCAGUUUUAUGACUGCAAGAGUCCUUCCAUGUCUCAACCUCGUCAGGAGCAAACUUGCUCACCAGGGUCUUGCUUAAAUGGUGGAAGAUGCGUACAGUUCUCAGAAGGGAAAAGGUGCAUCUGCCCCGGAGGGUCGGUGGGCUACAACUGCAAAGUUCUGUCUCGAUCUUUUAUGGGUUCUGGAUGGUCUUGGCUGCCUCCCAUUCCACCGUGCUUCCCAUCCACAAUGUCUUUCAAAAUCCUGACGCAACAGAGGGAGGCUCUUCUCCUUUAUUCAGGACCUAUUGAAAUUACAGGGGAGAAGCUUCCAUUCGUGGCCGUACAGCUGUCAGAUGGGUUUCCUGAGCUACUGACAGACAGCUGGGCUGGCAGAGCAAAGCUUCAAGUUAAUACUCAAAUUAAUGAUGGGCUUUGGCAUACAAUACAUGUCAGACUGGAUCACGGGGGAGUUUCGAUGGUACUUGAUGCCUGUGGUCAAAGCUGGAAAUACCAAACUGAUGAUGCCCACUGCGCUGCCAGGGUCUCUUGGACUAACCCUGAUCGUCUGUUAUCGUGGGUUAACACAGGUCCGCUGCAACUGGGUGGGUUAGCCCAUGACGGUGAUUACGAUGGGUAUCAGUGGGCUGAGGGACCAAUCAUACAGCCACUAAAUGGAUGUAUGUCACAUAUUACAGUCAAUGGUGAGCUUUUAGACUUAGGUGAGCCACCAUUAAGCCAGGGAAGUCAACCUGGUUGCCAACAGGGAGAGGAGUCAUGCGAAGGAGAUACCAGUAGUUGCAUUUCGAAUGGAAUGUGCCAUAGUGGGACUGAGCUACCAAGUUGCAUUUGCAAACCAGGUUUCACAGGAUCAGAUUGUCAGCAGCCAACUGCACCAGCAACUCUAGGUCCAACUUCCUACUACAAAGUGGCCUUAUCAUUCACACCGUCCCACCAUUCACUGAGUCUACAAAUAAGAAUGAAGGCACAAGGUCAGCCAGAUGGAUUACUUAUACGUGUGGCAGACCGUCAUGCUCAACACUCACUCUCGAUACAGCUUCACGCGGGAAAGGUCUGCUUGGAAGCAUUCACGACAGGGAAGCCAUCGCAAAUAGUCUGUAUAGAAGGGUUCCUUUUGGGUGAUGAUAAGUGGCACUUGCUUCGAGCAGAACGUAAUGGACAUAACCUGAAGAUCGCUGUGGACGAUGGAGAUGGUUUCUUGCAGAAUGAAUCCUUCCCAAGUCUCGUUACACACAGGGCUGAAGACUGGAUAAAAGAGAUGCCCAUGUCUCUAGAAGUAAACAGGAACGAUGGGGUCACCAUUGGUGGAAUCCCAGAGUACACGGGUACCAAGCUUCUUACUGUACAUAACGAUUUACAAGGAGUUUGUAUUGAUGACCUUCGCAUUUCGGGUCACCAACUGCCAAUUCCUCCUGUGUCCAAUAGCAGCAAAUGGGGUCAGGUCACGACCCAAGAGGGACUCUUGCAUGGCUGCGUCCUCCCAGAUAUUUGCCAAAAUAUCUCUUGCAAAGUCCCUCUCACUUGCAAUCCUACAUGGCCCGAGCCAUCAUGCAGCUGCGGUGACGGUCUCCAGUCCGUCGGCAACGCCUGCAAGGACAUUAACGAAUGCCUCUGGAACCCCUGCUUGAACGGAGGCUCCUGCCACAACCUCCACCCGGGCUACUCCUGUCACUGCGAAAGGCAGUUCCUGGGAGAGAACUGCCAAUUUCGAAAAUGGGACACCCCGGCUCGACCUUUCACGACCCAGGCACUCAUUGCCACGGUCACCAUCUCCCUUUUCGUGCUCGUGUUAUUAGGUCUCAUCUUCUCGAUAAGACACCACUGCCUCCGACACCAGCGGGCUCUGCAAAGCCAAGACAAAGACCAAAUGAGGGACAGCGGAAGGAGCACCGCUAAAAUAAUGGUCCUCAACGGGGAAAAACCGGGAAGGGGGCGGAGGAGGAGCACGACCCCCAUGACCAGCAGUACUGACGAAAUGGAGGUAGUCGUCAUGACCGAGAGUCUAGCCAAGGACGACCCCCAUCUGGAGUUCAUGGAGAGGUUCCGGUUGUCGCAUGAAACAUCUUCGUCUUUGGAAAAAGAAGGGAACUCUACAUCGUCCCAACCGUCAACUUCCGUUGAAUGCGCAAGCAAUUGCAAGGCAUGGGACCACAAACAACCGAGCCCUCUUGCGGACAGUCACCAGCGGAAGGGGACUGAACUCUCGCUUUCCAAAGGGAUACACAUAACGACCGUCUCCGCUGGGAGCAACCCAGACUGACGGCAGCCGGAAUGACCUUGAAACAUUUUUUUUUAUAUCCAGCUCAUCAGGAUUUUGAACACCCAACUCUUGAAACUAAUUUAUAAUCCUCAUUAAACCACACCUUCACAAUCAUUGCUGUUCUGGGAACCAACACAUUUGUCAUAAGGAAAUUAAUAAAUAUUUAAGUAAA
This is a messenger RNA of Macrobrachium nipponense, 3089 nucleotides long. RefSeq names its product putative neural-cadherin 2. Lineage: Eukaryota; Metazoa; Arthropoda; Malacostraca; Decapoda; Palaemonidae. The record is from RefSeq and is a predicted model, not a curated record. The transcript is spliced from 12 exons. Gene Ontology annotation, molecular function: calcium ion binding. The coding region runs from base 41 to 2917 and encodes 958 amino acids.